GGUUAUGGACAUAAAACUCCAGAAUCCAGAUACCACUGAAUUCAAAUCUACUACUGUACUCAAGUGAUGUCAGGUCCUCAGUGCUGCGAAAACCCACCAGCUCUCGACUCAAGCUGUGGCGGCGUAGGGCAUGAGGAGGAAAUUGGAGGCCUCAAGUGCUAUGUAACUGGGCCCCCUCACUCCAAGCUUGCUGUGCUUCUGCUCUCCGACAUUUUUGGAUAUGAAGCUCCGAAAUUGAGGAAACUUGCUGACAAAGUUUCAGCUUCUGGUUUCUAUGUGGUCGUUCCUGACUUCUUUUAUGGAGAUCCUUAUGCGCCUGAAAAUGCUGAGAGGCCUUUGCCUGUUUGGUUAAAAGAUCACGGACCGGAUAAAGGUUUUGAAGAUGCAAAACCAGUAAUUCAAGCUCUAAAAAGUAAAGGCAUAUCCAGCAUCGGAGCUGCAGGCUUUUGCUGGGGAGCCAAGCUUGUUGUGGAACUAGGAAAGUACGCUUAUAUUCAAGCUGCAGUGCUAUUACAUCCAUCAUUUGUUUCUUUGGAGGAUGUCCAGGCGGUUAAGGUUCCUAUUUCAAUAUUGGGAGCAGAGGUUGACAUAAUGUCUCCACCGGAACUCGUGAGGAAGUUUGAGGAGGCCUUAAAUGCCAAACCUGAGGUAUUUUCCCUUAGUUGCCGGGGUGCGGGAAAAAUCAUUGCGAAAUAUCCCGAUAGGUGUUUCAUGUACCAGGAACAAAGUGUCAUGGCUAGUAUUGGUACCCAGUAUGACAGGUUGAUAGCUUUGUGAAGAUAUUCCCAGGGGUCGAACACGGAUGGACGGUGAGGUACAAGGAUGAAGAUGAAGUGGCUGUGAAGUGUGCAGAUGAGGCACAUCAAGAUAUGUUGAACUGGUUUGUGAAAUAUGUUAAGUAAAAAACAUACAUAUACAGAUAUAUGUCUACUUUUCUUGGCAGAAUAAUUUGAUGGUGGGGUAGCAUUUUGUCCAUUAUUAGAGAGGGGGAAGUCUAUGAACCCUGCAGAGAGGUGCCAUAGAGGAAAUGUACUAGGUAAUGCUCAUAUAGUCAUAACAACUAGUGUGGGUUUCACAAGCUAAGUUUGUUGUUUUGUUUUGUACUUCGAUAUUUAUGAAAGCAUUAUCUGCUUGUUUACAUA
This is a messenger RNA of Rhododendron vialii, 1142 nucleotides long. RefSeq names its product endo-1,3;1,4-beta-D-glucanase-like. Lineage: Eukaryota; Viridiplantae; Streptophyta; Magnoliopsida; Ericales; Ericaceae. The coding region runs from base 67 to 777 and encodes 236 amino acids. The transcript has 8 exons. Gene Ontology annotation, molecular function: hydrolase activity. The record is from RefSeq and is a predicted model, not a curated record.